UAGUUGCUCCCUUGAAACAUACCUUUAUAUUUUAAAGUCUGCAAGCCUCUAACAUGAUUUGCUUUUUAUUCGUAAUCGUUGCAGCUUUUUGUACAUGCAGGAGUUAUACUCUGAAAAAAUUCACUGCUGCAGUUUAUGAACAUGUCCCAAUUCGUCCAGGCUCCAGUAUGUCACCUGUCACCACGGAAGAAGCAUUUGCUAAUAUGAACAAAAAUAUAGAUGUUUUGGAAAAAGCUGUGAAAUCGGCAGCAAGACAGGGUGCACACAUCAUAGUGACACCAGAGUAUGCCAUUUGCUGUUUAGGUCUGACCAGAGAAACUGUCUAUCCAUAUCUUGAAGAUAUACCAAGCCCGGAGGUUAACUGGGUUCCUUGUUCAGAUCCAAAAAGAUUCGGUUCGACACCAGUACAGGAAAGACUAAGUUGUAUGGCAAAGAAAAAUUCUAUUUAUCUGGUUGCAAAUAUUGGAGACAAAAAAGUAUGUAAUAUUAGUAAUGACGGAUGUCCAGAGGAUGGUCAUUACAUUUAUGAUACAACAAUUGUGUUUGAUCUUGAAGGAAAACUGAUUGCCCGUUACCAUAAGUACCAUUUGUUCUUUGGUGAAUCACAGUUCAAUCGACCAAAAGAGCCAGAGAUUGUUACUUUCAACACACCCUUUGGGAAGUUCUGCAUUUUUAUUUGCUAUGAUAUAUUAUUUCAUGACCCUGCUGUAGCCUUGGUGACGCAGCACAAUGUGGAUACUGUUAUUUUCACUACAGCGUGGUUUAACACACUUCCUCACUACAGUUCAAUUGAAUUCCAUUCAUCAUGGGCAAUGGGUAUGGGAGUCAACCUUCUGUCCUCAAAUAUUCACAACAGCAGCUUGAAAAUGACAGGUAGUGGAAUUUUCUCCCCAGAUAAUCUUGGACCAUAUUACUACAAUAAAGAUACUGAUGAGGGACAGUUGGUGAUUUCGCAACUCAGUUCACAUCCAAGGAAUUGUAACACACACCCACCCAUCAAAUGGGAUUUAUAUGCAUCGAAGAUUAGACGGUUUCCACCUGGAAGCAAUGUCUUCAAUAAAACCAUUUUUAUUGAUGAAUUUACUGUUACUGAAAUUAAUAAUCCUCAAGGAAAUUACACAGUUUGUCACAAUAAUCUCUGCUGCCAUUUAAGUUAUAAAAUGCUGAAAAAGCAAAGUGAUGAAGUUUAUAUACUUGGAGCUUAUGAUGGUUUUCAUGGACCCCGCAAAGUUUUCUAUGUAGAGGUUUGUACAUUAUUGAAGUGUAAAAAUGUGGAUAAUUGCACCGGAGAUGAAGAAACGUCAUCAACCAAAUUUGAGUCAUUUUCUCUCAGUGGUACUUUUGCAAGUUCCCAUGUAUUUCCUGAGGUGCUGCUUAGUGAGGUUACUUUGGCUCCUGGAAUGUUUAAGGUAUUGAAAGAUGGACGUCUUGUGAGUCUCCCUAAUAUAUCUUCCAAACCACUUUUGAGCGUCAGUCUUUUAGGAAGAAACUAUAAAAGGGAUCCAGAAGGAAUAAAUGUAUCUUUGUUAACUAGAAAAAGUAAACAAAACUGAAGGAAUUACAGUCCAUACAUAUGUGUGCUAAGGUGUUAAGGAAAAGCUAUUUUUAGAAGUUAUAUUCAAAAAAAAAAUGAACACACCUUAAAAUUCUGCAUUAAAGCAUUUUUGAACAGCUGGAAUUCAAAUAA
Bombina bombina (fire-bellied toad) is the source of this 1687-nucleotide messenger RNA. Its product is annotated as pantetheinase. The record is from RefSeq and is a predicted model, not a curated record. Gene Ontology annotation, molecular function: hydrolase activity, acting on carbon-nitrogen (but not peptide) bonds, in linear amides. The transcript has 7 exons. Lineage: Eukaryota; Metazoa; Chordata; Amphibia; Anura; Bombinatoridae. Bases 54 to 1553 code for a protein of 499 amino acids.